Molecule: messenger RNA, 2035 nt
Organism: Syngnathus typhle (broad-nosed pipefish)
Lineage: Eukaryota; Metazoa; Chordata; Actinopteri; Syngnathiformes; Syngnathidae
Gene: tnfsf10
Product: TNF superfamily member 10
Exons: 6
Coding region: 104-958 (284 amino acids)
Biological process (GO): immune response
Cellular component (GO): membrane
Molecular function (GO): tumor necrosis factor receptor binding
Source: RefSeq, a predicted model, not a curated record
UUUCUCCUCCUCCCCUUCGUCACUCCUCGGCCAUUGUUCGUGCUCGCGUGCUGGAAGUCCGUCGGGCGGACCGUGGCUGCGUACCGGGCGGCGCUCUGUCGCCAUGACGGGCUCCGCUCCGCAGUUCGGAGUCGUGCUGCUGCUGGCCGUCCUGCUGCAGACCGUCCUGGUUGCCGUCACCCUGCUGCACUUCAGCACCUCGCUCAAUGCCAUGAAGGAGACGUUCUCCAGGAGCAGCGCAUCGUGCCUUCAAGGUUGGGACCUGCAGAGCGUUUCGGCCGUGCCAGACGAUCCGUGCCGGCAGGUCACGCAGCAGCUCCACCAACUCAUCGAGAAGUCGCUGUCGCAACGCUACCAGAAGCAGAUCUCGUCGGCGGUCAGAGAUGAAGUUUCGCGGGUUCUGCCCUCGCUGGUGCCAGAGGACGGCGCGUCGCCACGGCCUAAAGUCGCCGCUCACGUCACCGGAAGUUUCGCGCCCAAGCUGGAGGCAGGAAGUGGCGGACCCGGGGGAACGGCGGGUGCCCGGCGCGUUCAGGGGCAGAAGAUUUCGUGGUGGGAAGGCGAGAAGGGUCUGGCCUUCCUGCAGGACGUCCAGCUGGUGGACGGCGAGCUGGUGGUCCCGCGGCCCGGCCUCUACUACAUCUAUGCCCAGACCUACUUCAGACACAGCCGCCCUGUGGGCGAGGACGCCUCGGACGAUGGCGACGAGGACAGAGGAAGGCCUCUGCUGCAGUACAUCUACAAGAAGGUGAGCACCUACCCAGUGCCCAUCCUGCUGAUGAAGACCAGCAGGACCUCCUGCUGGUCCAAGGACUCCCAAUUUUCGCUUCACUCGGCCCACCAGGGGGGGCUUUUCUCUCUCAGCCCGGGCGACCGCCUCUUUGUCACAGUGACCAACGCCUCUGCCGUGGACAUGGACGAAAAGAGCAGCUUUUUUGGGGCCUUCCUCAUCAGCUAGGCCACAAGAGGCCGCUGUUGCACUUCCUCCAGAGGAUUCUGUCCAUCAGAACUUGGUGGACAUCAAACCCAAAGACGUUCCGAGCGAGGGACAAACGCGGGAGCGGCGUCAAGUGACGGCCAGAGGUGAGGCGGCGAUGGACGCGAGGACGAUUUUCUUAAAAUUUCCAUUGAGUAAAAAAUCCAAUUCAAAUUCAAAAGUGACUACUUGCUGCUAACAAACAUGUGCUUCCCCUUUGUAGCCUAAAUAAGCGAGCAUGUGAUGUCUGACUGUAAUUUUUAUUUGGCCGCUUGUGACAAAGCAGCAGAUUUUUUUUAUUUGUUCAACGAGAUUCUUUCUAGUGGGGAACAAAAUCUGCAACAUCUCAAAAAUAGUUUGUUUUCAGUGGUCUAUGUAAAUAAGUAAGCAAUUUGCCUUUUUUUUCCCCCCCUCAUCUGUUCACAGAUGGUUCACAGAUGAUUGAUGCCAUAAGACAUGAAGAGUAAUUCUGUUCCUUAUUAUUAGAAACAUUUGUGAAAAUAUUGCGCAUCAAAGAAAAGUUUGUUGUCAAGUUUUUGCCACUCAUCUGAGCGUAUUGAGGAUGUUAAUAAUCCUUUGUGUUUUUUUUUGUUGUGUGUUUCAUGUGUAUCUGCUAAAUGUACUGAAUCUGAUCAACUGCAUAUGAACAGCCAAUCAUCCCACGAACCUGAAUGCAGCACUUCUACAUAUCAUUGUUUUUAAAUAUUAUUUUAGAUCAACCAAAGAUUACUACAGCGUUUAUUGGGGUGGUAAACCAGUGAAUCUGUGCAAUUGGGCCCUUCGCAAAUCCUGUUGUACGCUGAACAGUUGCUGUUUGGUGGUAUUAUGGUGCUAGAACAAUUUGAUGUGAGUUGAGGAGCUUAACUUGGAUAAAAGUAGCCCUUUGCUGCAUCUUGUCCCAUCUUUAAGAAAAUACAAACCGUUUUAGAGGAGCGUUAAUUAGAUUUACACUAAUAGGGGAUCGUGAACAACAAUGCAUUCUCACUUGUAAAUAAAUCAUGAGUGUAAAUAUCCUUCAUCUGUAAAUAUGUGCAAUAAAGAGUUUGUGACAAUAACAAA